AUGGUGACUGAAUACGUGGAAAUGGGAUCAUUGUAUCAUUUAAUCCAUGUGAGUGGGCUGAAAAAGAGACUCAGCUGGAGAAGGAGAGUGAAAAUGAUAUGUGAUAUAUGCAGGUUUUUUGCUCUCAAAUAUGUUGCAGAUUCUGCUUGCAUUGUGCUACGGGUAGAUCAAAUCCGAGAAGGGUUGCAUUAUAAUCCUUACUUUCCUGGGGGAGCCAUUGCUAUGCCUAAAAUGCUUAUUGAUGGUGCUGUUGAGUAUGAAGAUGUUUCCCCUGCAACGGAAUCUCAGAUGGGAAAAGAUGUUGUGACAUUUUUGUCAUGGGCUGCAGAACCAGAAAUGGAAGAGAGAAAACUGAUGGGAUUCAAGUGGAUAUUUGUACUGUCAUUGGCAUUGCUUCAAGCUGCUUAUUACAGGCGCAUGAGGUGGUCUGUUCUCAAGUCUCGUAAGUUGGUGCUCGAUGUCGUCAACUAGAUAUAUCCUCUUGUGGGAGGACUUGAAUUGGCAAUAAUUAUAAUUAUUUUAUAAAGCCAAUUAUGUUUUUCUGCUGUGAAGAAUUUGUUCAACUUGUCCAUUGGUAAUGUGGGU
Camellia sinensis is the source of this 585-nucleotide messenger RNA. Lineage: Eukaryota; Viridiplantae; Streptophyta; Magnoliopsida; Ericales; Theaceae. The record is from RefSeq and is a predicted model, not a curated record.